Phytophthora sojae is the source of this 423-nucleotide messenger RNA. RefSeq lists its product as hypothetical. NCBI's taxonomy places the organism in Eukaryota, Oomycota, Peronosporomycetes, Peronosporales, Peronosporaceae. Bases 1 to 423 code for a protein of 140 amino acids. The record is from RefSeq and is a predicted model, not a curated record. The transcript has a single exon.
AUGUGUAUGUCCUUCGCGCUACUGGUAGCUGCUGCCACCAUUCUCCUCACGACCAACCACGCUACGGGCGUCUCGGCGUUGGAGUCAACAAACCUGGCUCGCUCACUCCAAGUUAACGAGCACGUCGGCAACGAAACGAGAUCCCUCCGCAUCCAUGAAUUGGAAAACGAAGACGAGAAUGAUGAAGAAGAGGAGAAUGAAGGGGACGGGGAAGAGGAAGAGAGAGCUGGCGGAGCGAACCUCUUUGCGGAGUCCAAGCUCAAGCAGAUGAUGAGCGGAGUGAAGCUAUUCAAGCGAUUCAAGAACUGGAAGGCCUACGGUCUUUCCCCUGGCGACGUCAGCAUCAGGCUGGAGAAUGCUGGUAAAUGGGACGACUACAAAGAGCUCUACUUCACGUACCAGAAAUACUACUCCACAAUCUAA